Messenger RNA from Lobosporangium transversale, 1020 nucleotides. RefSeq lists its product as hypothetical. The transcript has 2 exons. Lineage: Eukaryota; Fungi; Mortierellomycota; Mortierellomycetes; Mortierellales; Mortierellaceae. The coding region runs from base 1 to 1020 and encodes 339 amino acids. The record is from RefSeq and is a predicted model, not a curated record.
AUGGACUUGGCACUCAAGGACUACCUCAAGAUGCAUGAUGUCGAUUUGGCGCCCGAGGAUAUCACGCUCAUCCCAUUAGAAGGCGAGGGCAAGGUCAUGAGCAGAGUUGAGAUACUUUAUGAAAAUUUGGUUAGGAAUGGAGCAUGGUUAAAGGCUUUACGGGAAGCUGACGUAGUAUUAAUCGCAACACACUCUCAAGGGACUCCCACAAGCGCACUUCUCACGGCCCGACUCAUUGAUAAAGGCAUGCUGCGUGUUCGAGAGGAUGAUCCCAAGAUGCAACGUGUAGGGAUUCUUGCCAUGGCUGGGAUCUCACAUGGCCCUUUCGCUUUCUUGAAAGGCAACUUGAUUGUCCGAUGGUUUGAGGCAGAAGCAGCGCAAGAGCUGUUUGAAUUUAUGGAUUCUGACUCGGAGAUCGCCAAGAAAUACCGUGAAGCUCUGGAGGUGAUUUUGACAUCUGGUGUCCGGCUUACAUUGGUGGCUUCCAUGGAAGAUCAAGUUGUGCCACUCUACUCUGCAGUCAUGACCGCAGUUCAUCAUCCAUCGAUUGUGCGUGCGGUAUACAUUGAUGGAGCCAGUUAUCAGGAUGACUUCCUGACAAAUUUAAUUUCAUUUUCAUUGAGGCUUCGGAACUCGGGGAUGAAUGAUCAUGGAGUAUUAGUGCAUUUGAGCGAGGCAGUGGCCGGAAGUAUCUAUGGCGAAGGACACUCCACAAUUUAUGAAGAGCGCGAGGUUUACAUGCUUGCUAUUCGUGCAUUGCUGGAGCCUCCUGAGAGUUUAACGUCAGAAAUGAUAAGGAGUGAACCAAUUUUUUCACCCUUUCGAGCCAAACAGGGUCUAAAUCCUUUUUAUCUGCCAUGGGGAAUGCGAGGAGUUAUAGAUGAGAUCAGGGCAAUGGAUAAUGAAGUUCUUAACAAGGAAGUAGAGCGGCUCAAAAAGCUUUAUGACGAGUGGAAUCCAGUGUCCAAGACAAUGAAGGAAAUCAAAUUCAGGCUUGAGCCUGUGCGCUCCAAGCUCUGA